Molecule: messenger RNA, 663 nt
Organism: Orycteropus afer afer
Lineage: Eukaryota; Metazoa; Chordata; Mammalia; Tubulidentata; Orycteropodidae
Gene: DNAAF6
Product: dynein axonemal assembly factor 6
Biological process (GO): axonemal dynein complex assembly; flagellated sperm motility
Cellular component (GO): cytoplasm
Molecular function (GO): dynein intermediate chain binding; protein-folding chaperone binding
Source: RefSeq, a predicted model, not a curated record
AUGGAAUCUGAAAACAUGGAGUCUGAAAAUACAGAAACUGAAAACAUGGAAACUGAAAAUGUAGUAUCUGAAAAUAUGGAAAUUGAUACUGUUUCUUCUGUUUCUGCUCUACAAGCCCUCUCUAAGUUAUUUUACCCUGAAGAAGAAGAAGCUGAUUUUGAAUUUGAACAGUCAAAUUGUUCAUCUACUCUUGGAGCCAUGGGUCCUGGGAAUAUUGGGCCACCAAAAACAGAAGCAGCCGCAAUCUUCCCUCAAAUCAGUGAGGAAAAUAGCAAGAACAUCUGGAAUUCAGAAGAGGUUCCAGAAAGAGCAGAGUAUGAUGACAUGUGGGACGUUAGAGAAAUCCCCGAGUAUGAGAUUAUAUUCAAACAACAGGUGGGAACUGAAGAUAUUUUCCUAGGAUUGAGCAGAAAGGACUCUUCUAUAGCAUGUUGUGAGGAUAUUGUGGUUAAAAUUUAUCUACCAAAUACAAGCCUUUCUGAUAUUAAAAUGGAUGUCCAGGAAAUGAUUCUUGACCUGCGUACUCCUAAGAAGAAGCUGUUGCUAACCCUUCCUUAUCCUGUUGAAUGCAACAAUGCCAAAGCUGUCUAUAUUCUAGAAUCUGGGACUCUCGAAGUCACCAUGCCUAUUAAAAGAGAGUUUGAUCUUAUUAAUUUCUUCUGA